Molecule: messenger RNA, 687 nt
Organism: Hyphopichia burtonii NRRL Y-1933
Lineage: Eukaryota; Fungi; Ascomycota; Pichiomycetes; Serinales; Debaryomycetaceae
Product: phosphatase PAP2 family protein
Exons: 1
Biological process (GO): phospholipid metabolic process
Molecular function (GO): phosphatidate phosphatase activity
Source: RefSeq, a predicted model, not a curated record
AUGAUUAAUCAAUACCUAAGAUCAAAUACUUUUAAAAAGUAUGUCCCCGAUUGGAUUUCAGUCGGAGUGCUUCUUAUAGUUUUUUUCUAUAUCGUUGAACCAGCAAAACCUUUCUUUAGACAGUUUAAAUUAUCCGAUCCAACGUUACAACAUCCAUUUGCUACGGUGGAAAGAGUUAGUGAUAAUCAACUUUACUUUUGGUCGGCAAUUGUGCCCAGUAUUGUAAUCAUUGCAGUCCAUAUCAGUCGGAAAAACCCAAUCCACAUCCUCAACUUAUCAUUGCUAGGACUAUGGACUUCGUUAUCGGUAAACGGAGUAAUUACUGAUAUUUUGAAAAAUUUGAUCGGUAGACCCAGACCGGAUUUUAUUGCAAGAUGCGGAGCCAACACCAAUGUUCCCCUUGACCAAUACAUCGAUAUUAGUUACUGUUCAUCUCCAUUGGGGCAAGUCUACUUACUGGACGGAAUGAAGUCUACUCCUUCGGGCCAUUCGCUGAUUUCUUUUAGUGGGUUACUUUUCCUUUCGUUAUGGUUAGGUAGUCAAUUCCAAUGCAAACCUAUCGUGGGUAAUAUAAUCACUUGUUCACCAAUUUUACUCGCGUUUUAUAUUGCAUUAUCAAGGACUCAAGAUUAUAGACAUCAUUUUCUUGAUAUUGUAAUGGGCGGGUCAAUUGGUAUAGUCAUUGCU